UAUAUAUUGGCUCUUGAUUAUCAUGUCCACAAGAAGCUCUCUCUCUCUCUCUCUCUCUCUCUCUCUCACACACACACACACACACAUAUAUAACAUGUGAGCCAGAAGGCACGGCACGGGGUUCCUGAUCAGAACCUGCCACUAUUCCCUUGCGAAUCACGAAACCCAACUCCCCAAUCCUCAAGUGGUACACUCUUCCUUUGCCUUUCUCUUGCAAAUUGUAACCUCCGUUAUUUAGGACAGUUACUUUAAGGUGUGGGAAUGGAUGAAACAUAUAUUCCCAUGAACAGAAACCUUAAACCACUCCAUUCAAAUUCCAUGAAUGCUAAUGCUGUCAGACCGCUUCAAUUUCUAAGCAGAAACAGCACGCGGAGGGUUACUCUUGCUUUUAGUCUCUGGGCUAGCUUCCUCGUCUUAGGCCCUCUCUUGGUUGCUUCAUAUGAUGGGCCUUUAUACGAUCACACUGCUUAUUCCGAGUGUAAAAGCCAGCCAGAGAAGGCGCUUUACAAGGGAGGGAUUCUCAAAAGUCAUGCCGUAAACCGCAUUGGCGUUUCUGCAAGUAACGCUAAUUCGGAGUCUUUGAUAUUGAACGAUCUUACCCAGGACACCAUUUACUCUUUCUCCAGUUGGGUCAAGAUAAAAGGUGAAGGUGCAGACUCGGCUGUCAUAAGGGCAAGCCUGAAAACAGAGAAUAAGACGUAUUACUGUAUUGGGACUGUUUUGGCCAAGCGUGGAUGCUGGUCAUUUCUCAAGGGUGGAUUUGUUCUGAGCUCUCCAUCUAAUUUCUCUGUUCUGUUCCUUCAGAAUCCGGACAAAAGAAAUGUCAGUAUAGAAAUUGCUAGCACUUCAGUACAGCCAUUUACCGAGGAACAAUGGAGAACAAGUCAGCAGUAUAUGAUUAACAGUCAAAGGAAGCGUGCGGUAACAAUCCAUGUCUCAGAUGGACAUGGAGAAGGGUUGCAAGGGGCAGCAAUUGACAUAAAGCAAGUGUCAAAAGACUUCCCAUUUGGAUCUGCAAUAGCUCAGACCAUUCUCGGAAAUUUGGCGUAUCAAAAUUGGUUUAUCAAGAGAUUCAAUGCAGCCGUAUUUGAAAAUGAACUGAAGUGGAAUGCCACAGAACCAGAACAAGGAAAGGUCAGCUACACCAUACCUGACCAGAUGUUGAGAUUUGUUCGCGCUAACCAAAUCAUUGCUAGAGGACACAACAUAGUCUGGGAGGACCCCAAGUACAUUCCUGCAUGGGUUUCUAACCUAACAGGUCCUGAACUGCAAUUAGCUGUCAACUCACGUAUACAAAGCCUACUGAACAAGUACAAAGAAGAAUUCAUUCACUGGGAUGUUAGCAAUGAAAUGCUUCACUUUGAUUUCUACGAACAACGCCUCGGCCCUAAUGCCACAUUGCAUUUCUGUAAGGCAGCACACAAGUUAGACCCUUUAGCAACACUGUUUAUGAACGACUUUAACGUGGUCGAGACCUGCAGCGAUAUAAAUUCAACCGUUGAUAUCUACAUCUCAAGGCUGAGAGAACUCGAACGUGAUGGUGUUUCAAUGGAUGGAAUUGGGCUAGAGGGUCACUUUGAUGUACCAAACCCUCCUCUAAUUAGAGCUACCAUAGACAGGUUGGCCACACUUGGGCUCCCCAUAUGGCUUACAGAGGUGGAUAUUAGCAAUACUCUCGAUAAAGAACAACAGGCUAUUUACCUUGAGGAAGUAUUGAGAGAAGGCUUUUCACAUCCUUCUGUGAACGGGAUAAUGCUUUGGACGGCGCUUCAUCCUAAUGGGUGUUACCGAAUGUGCUUGACAGACAAUAAUUUUCAAAAUCUCCCGGCUGGAGAUGUGGUUGACAAGCUUCUGAAAGAGUGGCAAACUGGGGAGAUCGAGGGUGAGACAGAUGAGCAUGGUUCAUAUAGCUUUCGUGGCUUCUUAGGAGAGUACCAAAUAAGUGUCAAAUAUGGCAAUAGGACUGCAAAUUCUACGAUCUCACUCUGUCGAGGUGCUGAAACUAAACAUUAUAACAUUCAGAUAUAACUCUUGUAUACCCAUUACUCGCACCAACCCGGUAUUCAUGAUAGAAAUUGGUUUAGAAAACCUGUAGUUUCUGGGGAUAUAAAAAACUGUUUAUCAGUUUUUGCA
Messenger RNA from Juglans microcarpa x Juglans regia, 2133 nucleotides. Its product is annotated as endo-1,4-beta-xylanase 5-like. Gene Ontology annotation, molecular function: hydrolase activity, hydrolyzing O-glycosyl compounds. Gene Ontology annotation, biological process: carbohydrate metabolic process. The record is from RefSeq and is a predicted model, not a curated record. Bases 262 to 2028 code for a protein of 588 amino acids. The transcript has 8 exons. Lineage: Eukaryota; Viridiplantae; Streptophyta; Magnoliopsida; Fagales; Juglandaceae.